AUGUCCACUACACAACGAAGUGAGAGUAUGAAUGCCUUUUUUGAUGGUUAUGUGGGACCAAAGACUCCGUUGAAGAAAUUUGUUGGGGAUUAUAACAACGCUUUGAUGAGAAUGGUGGAGAACGAGCGUCUAGCUGAUUUUGGUUCGUACAAUAAAAUGUUUCCACUUAUAACUCUUCAUUCUAUUGAGCGUCAACUUCAAGCUAUUUACACAAAUGAAAAGUUCAAAGAAGUUCAAGAAGAGUUUAGGGGAUUCAUGAUGUGUUUGCCAUCCUUACUAAAAAGCGAAGGUGCGAUUUCUACAUAUGAAGUUAUUGAUCGUGUAAGAGUUAGUGGUGACUUCAUAAAAGAAGUAAAAUAUUGUGUUUACUUUAAUGACACUGAAUGUGAGGUACAAUGCACUUGUAGAUUAUUUGAAUUCAGAGGAAUCAUGUGCAGGCAUGCCCUUAUUGUUCUUACCUUGGUGAAAGAUGUGAAAGAGUUGCCAUCCAAAUAUGUUCUUGACCGAUGGAGGAAGGACUUGAAACGAAAAUAUACUUUUGUUAAAAGUAGUUAUGACAAUUUGAGUGGCAAUCCUAAAGCACAAAAAUAUGCUGAUUUAGGCAAUGAUUUUUCUGAAGUAGCAUUUCUCACGUCAGAUUACAAUGAAACCUAUAUGACAAUGAAGGCUUGUAUACGUAAGUUAAAGGAGGAAUUGCUUUGUAAUGGGUUAAGAAGUGAAAGCUGUUUGAGUAGUGCACCUUCUCUUCACAUUCCGGGUGCAUAUUCGAUUUGUACUGAAGCAACUGAUAGGAGGUAUUAG
This is a messenger RNA of Corylus avellana, 801 nucleotides long. Lineage: Eukaryota; Viridiplantae; Streptophyta; Magnoliopsida; Fagales; Betulaceae. The record is from RefSeq and is a predicted model, not a curated record.